AUGGGCUCUCAAGUUAAACCUCAAGUUUUGUUCUUAAUAUUCUUUUUUUAUAUUUUGGUACAGUUUGGAGAUUCCCAGAAACUUCGACUUGUUCGUAUCUUGCGUAGUACUGUUAUGGUGCGUGUGGGUGGUGGAUGGGUUGCUUUAGAUGAGUUCUUGGUAAAGAAUGACCCGUGUCGAGCUAAAGGACGCACGAACUUGGAACUGAGAGAACAGUUUAUUCUGGCCCAAGGAGUCAGCCAAUCACUGUCACCAUUUAAACCCAAGACCAGUCCUAAUGCUUCUCAGUCCUCCCAGAGCGGCAGCUCGGUCGGCCGCUCGGCUCCCUUGUCUGCUACUGGCCCUAUCACUAAGAUCCGUGAAAAGAGCGAAAGAAGCGUACCCAUUCGUCAGCGACGUGCUUCAGGAACAACAGGAAGCACUACAGAUUUGAAUAGCUCAAGUUGUCAUGAUGGAGACCAAUCUGGAAGAUCUGGCAGAAUACGCACACCCACAACUCCCAACCGACUGACACCUGGUCCCAAGUCGUCUAGUCGUCCUCCAAGCCGAAGCAGCAGUCGACCACCCAGUCGAGCAGGAAGUGACCUCUCGGCAGAGAGUGUGGAAGCUUAUCGCGGGCGAAAGCGAUCGAGCAGUACCACCAGAGUACGAAACCCCACUGUCUCUUCUACACCCACAGGGAACUAAAGGCACUCCUACUACUAAGAUCCCCACGGUUCGAAGAUCUUCUUCUACCGCUUCACCUAGGAGACAACCUGAUACUGUUAAGGGUCGAGAACGUUGGAAGUAAGACUGUCGUGAAGAUGGUCUGGUGAUGGUGAUUUUUAUAAAGUGAGUCUGCAGUAGCGACUGCAAUCAUCCAACAUAUGUUAAACCUAACGCUGCAACUACUUAAUGCCUUUUCUUGAAGGUUUCAAGUUUCUGCUGGUGAAGGUAAUAAUUGUUAAGUAGUUGUGCUGACCCCCACUAACUGUUCACAUAGUUCUUGUGUCAAUUUAACAUUCCAUCAACGUAAAUUUUUCUAGAUGUUUAGUCAAUAUUGUAAAUUUUGAUGCUGUAGUAAAUUGUUAACAUACCUUGAAGGUAGUUUAUUUUUAUCAUUGAAACUAAUUGUAAGUGUUGGCUCCUGUUCAUUUGUUACGUGUCAGAAUCUCAGCUUCAAUGGUCAACAAUACAAUCAAAGUUAAUAUGUUAUGUAGAUCAGUGUUAUGUAAGUACUGUUUCUGUGUUUUGUCAAUAAUAGAUUAUUGUGACUAGCCUGUAUUGCUUUUGUGUUAGAUGCAAUUAAGAAUAGAGCAUUAAAUAAGUUGAUUUAGCAAUAUUGUGUACUCGAUCAUGUGCCAAGAAUCUGAAGACUGGAUGUUGUACACAAUACGGAGUAAUCUUAACUAUUAUAUAAAGCUUUUCCACUUGAUAUAAAUUAUUAAUGCUGUGGUAGGGAUUACCAUAACCUGAGUGUGUAUUUAAUUAGUGGUUUUAUUGAGUGUAAUAAUAAUAUUCUGUUUCUUUCAAAUAAAGAUAUUCACUCUGUUAA
Messenger RNA from Limulus polyphemus (Atlantic horseshoe crab), 1534 nucleotides. RefSeq names its product microtubule-actin cross-linking factor 1-like. The record is from RefSeq and is a predicted model, not a curated record. Gene Ontology annotation, molecular function: microtubule binding. NCBI's taxonomy places the organism in Eukaryota, Metazoa, Arthropoda, Merostomata, Xiphosura, Limulidae. Bases 1 to 687 code for a protein of 228 amino acids. The transcript has 4 exons.